This is a messenger RNA of Harpia harpyja (harpy eagle), 10778 nucleotides long. It is a transcript of the gene SH3RF2, whose product is annotated as SH3 domain containing ring finger 2. Bases 945 to 3065 code for a protein of 706 amino acids. Gene Ontology annotation, cellular component: nucleoplasm. The transcript is spliced from 8 exons. Gene Ontology annotation, biological process: positive regulation of proteasomal ubiquitin-dependent protein catabolic process; negative regulation of apoptotic process; positive regulation of JNK cascade. Gene Ontology annotation, molecular function: protein phosphatase 1 binding; ubiquitin protein ligase activity. NCBI's taxonomy places the organism in Eukaryota, Metazoa, Chordata, Aves, Accipitriformes, Accipitridae. The record is from RefSeq and is a predicted model, not a curated record.
GCUCUGCGGGGCCGCGCGGCGGCCGCAAGCCCAGACUUGAAUCCCGACGUGGUGUGCGCUUCAGUCUCAACCGGCGUGCAGCGCCGGGGGAGCUGAACAGGUUGAGUGACUUCAGGCUGUGGGAGGAAUAAUCGUCUUGGGUUGCUUCAGAGAGCUGAGGCAGCCAAACCGGGCGAGGAUGGCACUGCGGAGUGCCUCGCGUCUCUGCCAGGUACCUCCGGAGUGUUUGUGUUUGAAGGACUUCUUUUUAUAGAACUGCUGUCAAAAUGGGUAGAGAGAGAGCUUAAUUGGGACCGAUCUGAAAAACGAGGCGGCGUGUAGGUGUGCGAGGGAUGUGUGCAGCGAGUGGCUGCUUUCAGCCGGAGCUGAGCGUAAACAGGUCCAGUCUCAUGUUUAUCGGGGACUCUUAUCUCCUGAGCUGGUAAAUUUUUUACUGUCAUGUCAGUUAUGAUCCGCAGACCGGCGCGCAUUAAAGACAACCUUGCGUACAGCGUGAGUAAGGCUGAGCGUGCCUGUCCUGCUGCAGCCAGCGCUGCCCCGGCUGGCGGCAGGCAGGGAGCCAGCUCGCCCCGUUCAAGCUACGGGAUCUGUCUGCCCAGCGAGCAGGACCUGGGGCUCCUGCCUCUGGCGUCAGCCCCAACGCCGUCCCCUCACGCGUACUGAGUCACAAGUGACUCACUUCGAACUUGGACGUGAGCGCAAAGUAUACAUUUGCAAAUUGGCUGGUGAGGCACUGCUUUGCAAUGUAGGUGGGAUGUAUUACAUACUCCAGCAGUCAAGUUCUGCUCUUUUUCCCUCCUCCCUCUCCCUCCGUGCAGGAUAGCUGUCUGAGCCCAGGAUUUUGGUGCGGUUCUCGCGGGUGCAGGAAGGCAUCUCAGCCUGCUCCCGUGGAUGUGGCAUGUGGAUGGCUCCGGCCCCGCUCGUGACAGAGCUCUGCACUGAAGAUGGAUGAUUUAGCUCUCCUUGACCUGUUGGAGUGUCCUGUGUGCUUUGAGAAGCUCGACGCCACAGCGAAGGUGCUACCUUGCCAGCACACUUUCUGCAAGCCCUGUCUGCAGAGGAUCCUGAAAUCCCAGAAGGAGCUCAGGUGCCCUGAGUGCAGGACCCUCGUCCUCUGCAGCAUCGAGCAGCUGCCCUCCAACCUGCUCCUCAUUCGCCUCCUGGAUGGAGUCAGGUGUGGACAAAACGUUACCAGGUUUGGCUCGAUCCAGAGGUCGGGGGUCCUGUCAUCCCCUGCCUCCAUCAGGAGAGUCCCCAGGGGGCUGCAACUUCAUCAGCACCGGCUGGCGACAAAUCCCAGGAUCCACAUGGAAGGGGUCCCGCGAGCCAAGGCCCUGUACACCUACCGAGGGCACAACCCCGGGGAGCUGAGGUUCAAUAAGGGGGACAUCAUCGUGCUGCUCCGCCAGCUGGAUGAGAACUGGUAUCUGGGGGAGGUCAACGGGAUCAGCGGUGUUUUCCCAGCCAGCUCCGUGCAAGUCAUCAAGCACCUGCCCCUGCCACCGCCCCUCGGCCGAGCACUCUACAGCUUUGACCUGAGGAGCAGGGAGAAGACCGAAAACAAGGACUGCCUGACGUUUCAUAAGCCAAACACCACUGCAAGGCAACUCCUGCAGACCAGCAAAAGCCACUGGUCCCCUCAGUUUAAGUGCGCAUCCCUACGAACGGCAUCUCCCAAAGCAAAAGGUGCAGAUUCGCCAGCUUUCCCCAAGGUGCCCGACUCCAGGCGGAAGAGCCUGCGGCAGUUCUCCAUCACCACCGCCCUGAACACCCUCAAUCGGAUGGUCCACGCGCCCGCCGAGCGGCAGGCGCUGGAGAUCAGCUCCCCCGUGCUCAUCAGCUCCAGCAACCCCACCGUGGCCACCCAGAGCAGCGAGAAAGUGGAGUUUCCCUAUGCCACCCCUCUCCAGGUCAGUGCAUCUUAUUAUCCUGCGCCAGGAUCACUGGGGCACUCGGCAGCCAUUGUCACUCUUCCCCAUCUGCAGCACCAUGUAUCAGCUUAUAUGUGCGUGGCUCUCAAUUCCUACAUGGCUCACGGACCAGAUGAGCUGGAGCUGCAGAAGGGAGAAGGGGUCCGCGUCUUUGGGAAAGACCACGACGGCUGGCUGCGGGGCAUGUCCCUCGUCACAGGGAGAGUGGGCAUCUUCCCCAGCAACUACGUCGCUCCUCUCUUCAGGAAAUCUAAUCUUUCUGACUCAAAGAUGCCUUCCCUGUACGCCUCAUGGACGCUAUCGACCUCCUCGCUCUCCUCCCAAGGGAGCAUCUCAGAAAACGGCCCGAAACAAAGCAGACCCUUUAAACCGGCGCUGCUGCCCGUGCCCGUCACCUCGCCCGGGAGGAACGCGGCCGCAGCAGCCUCAGGACAGGCGUCACUGCGGCGUGGACGUGGCAGCACGAGGAAGAAUGGAUCUCUGCAGAGGCCGGGGCAGGCAGGGACCCCCGUGCAGGUUGCCGGCUCCCUCAGGCGUCCUCCCACGGCUGCAGUGAGACCUCAGCAGCUUCAGCUUUAUCAGCAUGUCAGCCCCCAGCCACACAGCAUCCCUCCUGGAGCUGGCAUGGCCGAGGCAGGAACGAGGCCAAACUUCUCCCACGACGCUUCACCGGCACUUGUGGUCAGAGGAGGGGAAAGCAGAACUCCUUCUGUGUGCAGCUCGGUGAUCCUGGAUGCCAAAGACCCUCCGGCAAAGAGUGAGGCAGCUCCAAAGCCACCUGCAUCAGCCCCACCAUCCAUCCUGGUGAAACCAGACACCUCCCGCAACAGCGCCGAAAAGCAAGUGAAGACGGUGAGGUUCCAGAACCACAGCCCCCCGCCGCCCAAGCGGCACAGCCUGCAGCCCUCCCCGAGCCUGCCACGCAGCAGGACGGAGCCGGUGGCCGCGGCAGAGGCUCUCCUGCCAGAAGCCAGCCUGCCGGGCCCCGAGCUGGCGGUGCUGUACUCACCCAGGACCAGCUCCAGCCCCCUGCACCAGCGACGGGCACUGCACCCGAAGGCGCUGUCGCUGGACCUCUCCGGGCAGCUGACCUUCCCCGUCAAGAAGAACUACAGCAGCGUUUCUGCAAACUGACAGGGUAACUCCUCCACUUGCUUUCCUUCACGCGCCUGCUCCUCUCCUCCCUCCUGCGAGGGGCAAGCACCCCGGACCCCACACCAGCCUGCCACAUCUACUGCUCCCGUUCCUGUGGCAAGGGGCAGCUAUUCCCCAUGUCCCCACACACCUCCCCACUGCCGGCACCCUCAGGACCUGCAAGUCUGAAGCUUGCAGAGAACUGGGGUUGCUCCUGAGGGAGCGGGACGGGACGGGACAGGACAGCAUCUCUCCCUGCACGGUGGAGUCCUGUCCUGGCCCCUGCCGUGCCAAGCACAGCUGGAGGAGCCCCGCUGCCGUAGGGCUGCUGCGAGCACCAGGAGACGUGAAGCGGGUUUGUGGCAUCCGCAAAACUGAUGUUCUUUGGCAUCGUGUAAGGCUGCCUGUAAGGUACUGGAGGAGGAGCGGGGGGGGGGGGGGGGGGGGGAAGAAAGCGUGCAGGUAUCAGAAAUAGUUAAGCUUGUUUUGAUCUCACUGCUGCAGGAGAGCCCACAGAGAUCAAAACACUGGUUCAUUACCUUCCUGCUUCUGCAGGAUAAAGAAACCAUAAAUCAGAAUCAGUCAGUUCCUAGCUGACGGUUCGUGUUGCCUUUUGAGAGGGGUUCACUCAGAUUUUUUUGUUAGGUUAGUUGCUUUCUUACUUUUCUGUUUGGUUUUAGUCCAGGAGUUUUAACACAGAAUACAGUUUAAAAGGUGAUUUGGAGAGGAAAGAGACAAUGGAAAGGGACAUGCCAUUACCGCAGUCACUUAGACUCUGCAGACAGGGGUAUUGAAUCUUGCUUCUCCUCAUUGCUUGGUUUCCUCUAAUUACCUGUCAGCUACCUCCUAGCAGUCCAUGAGCUCACUCCAACUCCUUCCCACUGCCCACCCAUUCAGAUAUUGCUUUUGUAAAAAACCCAUGAAUUCCACUUAGGAUAAAGUCUACAUUAAGAUGCAUGAAACAUUGUCUAUGUAACAGAAGGCAGAAUUCAGCAUUCACCAUGCCACAGACCACCCCUCUGCCACAGCAGCACCAGCUCCAGUUUUCAGCUGACCCCAUUUCAGGCAUCCUCCUAUGAAUCCACGGAAAAGCAGGCAGAGUCAGAGAGCUGUGCCCAGCUCACCAGCUGGGACCGCUCUCCAGCAAACCCAUGCACAACAGCUUUUGUUUUUCAUACUUUGUUUUUAUUGCUGGUUUAUAGACCAGCAAUUCCCAUCCUAGCCACAACCACCGACCGCUAGAUCUCCUAACAGCGGUAGCUGUGCUUCGUCCAAAACUGCUGUAAAAUCACAUCCUUGGUUAAUUGCAUACAAAACCCAUGAAAUUAACUCCACUGGUCAACGGAAACUCUCCGAGGCACUGGCACAGCCUCAUACAAGGACAUUUUCUUCUGGAACAAAAAGGGAAUGGAUAAAAUAAUUUACUAGUCUACAGCCCCUGUUCUUUUACUCUUUCAGACUCUUUCUUUGUGGAGCAGGAAGCUGGCAUCUGCCUGCAGGGAUUUUCAGUAGCACAGAAACCAGCAAUGGCACAGAUAAGUUCUUCACCUUGUGCUAUCUGUCACUAUUUAAGCUCCUGCAGAAAAAUCCUGACAAACUGAAAAUGUGCAGUUUGCCCAGGUAUAAAAGGUGGUGCAAGCUGCAAAUAAGAGGGUGAACAUGACUCUCAGCAACGCCACCUCAAAGACAGUUGAACAUCUCAGAGAGGACAUACCAGCUCUUUGCUGAAGACUCCUCUCAUCCCUUUAAAACUAAACCAGAAAACCUUAUAAGCUGGCUCUAUAACCAAGAACACCUCCACUUUUCCCAAGCACAUUCAGAAAUAAAUAGAAUUGCAUUAGGUGCAUCCAGGACCAGCACGGGUAGUAAUUUAUAGUGUUGGUUUGGAGGGGAACGAGGGGCUGCCAGCUCACGCCUGGCUCCAGAUGUGAUCACUUACUGCAUGCUAACGAGAGGACAGACAGCAUGGUAUGACCCGAUCCAUAAUCCACCGAUGAAGCAUCUAAUGCAUUUCAACAGCUGACCUCUCAUGAGACUCACAGAAGACAGUGGCAUGGGUGGCUGGAGCUGCAUGAGAAUUAAUUAUGCAGAUGGAAAUGCUGGCAGAGAAGGAGCAGUAGGAAACGUGGAGCCCAGCUGAAUACUUGGCAGGGACAGUGUGUGUAGGGAAGGAAGGGGAACUUCUGCGGUUUACUGCCCCCAAAAACCAGUGUCCUCAUCUCAUGCCAAUACAACAGAGCCAAGGUCUAACAGGACUGCCCUGGUCGUACUGUUCACUGAGCAGGGUGACACAGCUGGGAGCAGGCUGGGCUGUGCCCCGGGGAGUGGGACGGCCGAUCCCUGCGCACACAUGGCAGUUGAUGCCGAUCACGAGCUUUACGCUCUACAGCGAGAGGCAGCCACCAGCCCCCUGGCCCCAGCAGAGCUCGGUGUCCCCAGAGAGCCUGGAACGAGAUAACGAGCCAGGGGCUCUGCGGCAGCUCGGAUCAAAGAUCUUCCCUUGUUAUCGGCAAUUAACCCUGCCCUGCAAGACCCCGGUGCCAGUUUCGUCAGGAGCUCAGAAGGAGCAUUCCUCGAGACCAGGGAGCACAUCCACAACUGCUGACGCUCAGGAGGGAGCUCAGUGCAAUCUGCAUGCAGAGAAGCAUUUGAAGAUGAGGGGCAAAAAGAAAACAACGAACCGUAACUCACCGGGGACUUCAGACAGAUGCAGAUUGAAGUAAGUCACCUUGUAAAUUUAAUCUACAAGUGGGGCAGGUUUUCCCACGAGAGGCAGAUGUGCAAGGCCAGGCAGCAAGGAAGAAUUUGAAGCUCAAUUUGGGGCUGCAAAAUGAAAAGCUCAGAAAGCAACAGACAGAAGUGACUGCAGCUCCAUUUCUCACACCUCGAUCCUGCCACCAAAGCCCAGAUACAAGGAAAGACAGCACCUCCUUUGGCCAGAUUUAUCAGAUGCGCUAAGCUUCAGGGGACACCAAGAACAUCAGGAAAAGCCAAAGGUGCUCAGCAUGCCUUAAGACUUAACAAGCCAUAAAGUCCUUCUGCACAUCUGGGCUCACAACAGCCGGAUACCACUCACAUUAUCAGUUCAGAAUAUUGCCUUUCAUGGAACAAACCCAUCCUCUUAUCCUCUCCUAUCAAGAUAAACAGCAAUAAGGUUUCACAGCAGCCAUGCACCCAGGGAAGCCUGAGAAACCGUUCAGCCCAUUACACGAUACUGAAGCAUUAAGACAAAUACACCAAAACCCACCACAAAUCUCUCCCAGACUUGGCCCUUAACCCACUGUGUUAUGAUGACAAGUGACAGCACUGGGCUGAUGGGGGCAGAGAAAGCUCUGGCACUUCUGCACACACAUGCACAGUCACGGGUAAUGGCAGGGAAAGGAAGCACUGACAGUGAAAUUGGUGCUUUGGUAAAAGAGCAGGCAGCUAUUUUGGGACAGAUGUCUCAGUUUCUUGCACAGGAUAUUUCAGUGCUUUGAUGCUAUGGUGAUAAGUGCCCUAAAUAUAUUCAAAAUAUGUAGGGAGAGAGAACUGAAAACAAGACAUAAUUUAAAGCAACAGCCCUAAUAAGCCUCUUGUUCCCAUAGACAUACCUGCCCACUGGUUUCAUACUGCAGCCCACUGAGCAAAAUUGCUAAGUCCUCCUCACCUUCUCCGCUCAUCCCCUCGCAACACCUAGGAAGAACCAUCUGGACUGUGUUAUUUCACCAAGGAACAUCCCAAGGAAGAGGGACUAGAACUCAGACCUUUUCUUCCAAAAGCCCAGACUAAAGCAAAACCUGGAGCUAAUCUGAAACUUUGUCAUGAGCCCUGAGUGAGGCAUUGCCCAACAAGUGGCCCUUGUCUACACGGAGAAGCCGAUCAUGCUGGGGAAGAUAUCAACUGGGUCUGUCAGGGAGCAAUUCUCUAAGUGCACCAGACUAAAAACAUCUGUUCUGGAACAAUUAUUCUAACUACCUUUAUUCUGCAAGCAGAAUCACCACACUGGGUUCUUGAAGCAUGAGCAAACUUUGCAUUUUUUGUUUCAGCUCUGGCCUGCUGACCUGAAGCAUACUGUAUCUUCCAUGAGGAUCUGCUCCAAACCCCUGUCCCUCUCUGGCUGCUGUCAUCCAAUUUUUAUUUUUUUUUUAAUUGGGUAGCAAUGAAAAGGGAGGCAUCACAUGUUGGCAGGAGGGUGGUAGCUUUAUAUGGAGGUGGGUGAGCUUUUCAAGGGUUUCUGUUCUUUUUAUAAACAUAUUUAACUUCCCUCCUGUCUUCCCACCCUCCAGACUCUCUUCAGCCCAUUUUCCCAGUGAAGAGAGGUUAGACAUCAGCAUUGGGACCCUGUUUUGUCAUUCCCAAGCCGGCCAGGAAGGCCCAUGGAGGAAGGCCACCCCCUCCCCCCCCAGGGACGUCUCCCCUCUGCACUCUCAAUGGUGCGGAGAGGCUGGUCUGAGCCCUGGCCCUGCUGAACCACCAAGUCUGCAGUCUUCUCUUUUACCACAAACCAUCAUAUGAAGCACAGAGUGCAAAAAAAACAACAUUAGGAAAGUCAAAAUACAAUUGCAGGUGUACUGCAGCGUAAUGUAUUUCUAUAAUGAAAAUACAUUGUUCUCUUCCUACCCAGCUGAAGGUGUGCAGGCAGGCGGAUCCGGGCUCUGACCACCCAGAGCAUUGCGUUUGUCAGCAGAGCGCAGGAAAGGAGCUCUGGAAAAGCACAUAAAGCAGCACACAGGGACAGAGGGACCGUUAAUGAACCUCUCGCAAGUUCUUGAAUUGGGCUUGUUUUCUAUCUGCUUGUUUCUUAUGAUUAGUUAAUGAAUUGGAGCCCAAAUCAGAUCAUUCAUCAGCUCAGCUUUAAUUGCUUGUCUAGCCUGGCAGAAGCCUUGGAGUGCUUCAGUAAGUAACCUACCCACCAAGCUUGAACUGCAGUCAUGUUUCCUGAUAAAUUAUGAGCAGAGGCAGCAGAGGUAAGAAAACAUAACAUUAACCAAUUCUCUCCACAUCCUUCACGUGGAGGAUGCCUCCCUGCCCCAGCCAGAAGCAACCCAUCUCAGACACAGGGAAGGACGCAGGGGAGCCCUCCAUCCCAGUCUAUUCGAGAGCUGGACUGUUGGGCCCAAAGGGGACUUGCACCACUUGCCCCAAAGAAAGUUGAAGUGAUGAUAUUCAGUCUCAGGAGGGAAUUCUGCAAGGCUAUUUCAGAUGGCAACUGGCUGCUGCAUCGCUGGCAGACAGCUCUCCUAGGAGCUUGAGAACCAUAGCCAGGCUGGCGUCCCUCAAAAGUCCCCUGGGAUAAGUCCCUGCUCUGUGAUAAAGAGGAUGUAAUGAUCCCUUGGCCAGAGAACACAAGUCAUACUAGAGGAUGCUGUAGUCAUGCAAAGCAUUUAGCAUCACACCUGGUCGGGUGCCACCAGAAACUGCAUUGCCCGCAGCAGGGGAUGGCCAGGCUCGAGGCUUCGCAGGCUGGACUCAGGCACGGGCAGCUCCAGACACCCGCAAAGAGGAGGAGUGCUUGGGGUAGCUCAGUAACUGUGACAGACCCCCCGCCUGGCUGUCAUUUCUAUUCGUCUCCCAGUCGCUGAGCCUUUGACGGUCAUUCUCAAGAGUUUUUUCCUACAGCCGCGAGGGCUCUUUUUACAUGAAGUCAAGGGGAUUUUUUUUUUUUUUUCCCUAACAUGACCAUAUGAUUCCAAGAACCCAGGGCUUUAGAAAAAAAGUAUCCCAAUCCUGAUAAGCUAGUGAAAGACUACAGUGUGUGGGACACCAGAUAUUUGCUUCUUUCACUCUCCCAACAGCCCUGCUCUCCCCUUGGUAAAGGUCCAUUUUCUAAAACUAACAUUAGAAAAACACCGUUAAGGUUGUAGUGCAUCCAGACUUCUAAUCCAUGCUAUAUUCUUAGUCACCAGGUGUUUUAAUGAACACUUAUUUCCAAGCGUUUUAUUUCCUGACUUCGUCCUGUUUAAUUUUUCAUAAACCACCAAAGCAAAACAGGAACUGUUAAAACACCAAGCAUCUCCUCUAGAUUCAGAAAACCCAAGAAAUUAGCUUGAGAAAAAAAAUCCGAGAGAAUAGGCAGUCUUUACUGAAGAGCCCCCCAGCCCCUGCAGCUCUUCCAGCCCACAGACAGACAGCUUUGCCGCUGCGGAGCCUCCAAGCCCUCCCUCAGCCGCAGCACAGCCUGGGAGCAGCAGGAGGGGCGGCCCGUCGCCCCAUUCCUCCUCCAUCCCUAGCUCUAGCAAAGAGGAAUGCAAACAUUGGCCACAAAACAUUUAAGUUGGAAACACUGGAGCAGCCCAGGAAUGUGCAAGUUCAUGUGUACAUUUGUCAUCAUUUUAGGAGGUUUAUUCAUUGUCCAAUAGUUAUUGCAGUUCAUUUGUGCAACUACAUGUUUUUAAGUGUAACAAUAGCUAUAGACUUCAAGUUUAUCAGUUUUUUUGCCUUAAGUCUCAGUAUCUCCCCCACUUAAAAAGUAACAUUUCAAAAUAUUCAUAAAAUCGGUGUUUAGAACCCUAACCUGUCCAGGUGAAGCAAUGGGGACUGACCAGUGAGGUCAGUGGGAGUUUGCACAAGCUGAUCACUUUGUACCUGUUUCAAACGGAAAGUUGUGAAGGAUCAGAAACCGCUCUGUGGGCUGGCACACAAGACACCCAGCGGUGGUCAGGCUGGUGAAGACUAUACGUGUAAGAAAAGUGGAAAAAAGAUCUAUUUAUACCAAAGUUCCAACCGAAGUAAGUUUUAAAGUCAGUAGGGGUCACCACUCACCUUGAUCCCCUGCAUAACAGACCAGGGAAUUUUGUUGUCUUCUUCCUGCACUGAGCCCAAGAAACAUUAUAAUGAAAUGUUACAGCCAUGUUACUAUAAAUGAGAAAAUAGAAGUUACUAUUUUUACAUGUAUAUGCUUAGAAACAGUAGGAUAUAUAAUCUUCUCUUAUUUGGUGAUGGGUAGGAGGGAUAAAUAAAAUACAUACAUUUAGUUUAUUGUUCGGAGACACUUGUACAAAUUCAGUGAUGCUUAAUAUUUUUUCCAUGAUGUGAAGUUCAUUUUUUAAAAAGGUUUUUUCAAUUUAACAUACUAUUAAGGAGAAGAGAGAAGUCAAUAAACAAAAAGAUAUCAGUUUUCUGUUUUGUAUUAAUCUUCGAGAUAUUUAUUUUGUAUUUCUGUAACUGAAAAACAAUGGUUUAAAAACAUUUUAAGUUUUCAGAAGUUUAUUCAUCUAAGUUUAUAGCACUAAUGUUUAGAUCUGUAGCCUGUAGGUUAAUUAAAUUAAUUAGAGCCAAGUGGAUUAUGGCACCUUAUACCCUGGAAGUGUAAGUGGCAGAACUGAGUUGCAGCAUGCGUGCAGUACCAAAUUAGCUGGCUAGCGUGGUGGGGGUCACCAAGUGGGAAACACAGGCCUUGGUAAAGCUUUCAGCGCCCGAUGCGUGCGGUAUUCCAUCCUGUGGAAGCUACUGUGUUACCAUUAAAACUUUUUGCAUGAAAAAAAACCAGGAAUGUUUAUUUUCACUUUCUUAUUUUGGGUUGCUGCUUCCAUAGUUGGGAACAAAUGGCAAGGAAGAGGAGGGUUACCUGGUGCUGAGGUUGGGAACAAGGGCUUUGCUCUCUGGCUCACCAGCCAGGUUCCAGCUUGAGCUCAGUUUCAGCUGGUCUGAGCUCAAGCUCCUGCUUUCUAUUUUUUAUGCUCUUUGCCCCCAGCAGGAACCUACAAGCAAAUAUAACCAUAUUUAGCAUUG